Microcebus murinus (gray mouse lemur) is the source of this 1364-nucleotide messenger RNA. RefSeq names its product sulfotransferase 1C2. The record is from RefSeq and is a predicted model, not a curated record. NCBI's taxonomy places the organism in Eukaryota, Metazoa, Chordata, Mammalia, Primates, Cheirogaleidae. Gene Ontology annotation, molecular function: sulfotransferase activity.
GAGCUGCUGCUUUGCCCAGAUGUGGCCCCACACUUGGAUGGUAGGGCCAGUCUACGCUGCUAGUUAACCCUGCCUGGGUCAGGGUACUCAAAUAGCCUGAAGGUGGGCGCUGGUUAAAGUCUCCUUCAACAAAACUGGGACCUGGACCCCAACAUCUUUGCCUGGUGAUACACCGCUUGCCUUUCAACGCCAAUUGAACCCCCCACACCCAGGACACAAUGGCCCAGACCUCAGAGCUGGGGAAGCAGACACAGCUGACAGAGGUGGCAGGGAUCCUCUUGCAGACUGCAACUGUGGGCAACUGGAGCCAGAUCCAGAACUUCCAGGCCAAGCCGGAUGAUCUGCUCAUCUGUACCUACCCUAAAUCAGGGACAACAUGGAUUCAGGAAAUUGUGGACAUGAUUGAACAGAAUGGGGACGUGGAGAAGUGCCAGCGAGCCCUCAUCCAGCACCGCCACCCUUUCAUCGAGUGGGCACGGCCACCCCAGCCCUCUGGUGUGGAAAAAGCCAAAGCGAUGCCCUCUCCACGGACACUAAGGACUCACCUUCCCACUCACCUGUUGCCACCGUCUUUCUGGGAAAGCAACUGCAAGUUCCUUUAUGUAGCUCGAAAUGCCAAAGACACUAUGGUUUCCUACUACCAUUUCCAAAGAAUGAAUCAAAUGCUUCCUGAUCCUGGCACCUGGGAUGACUAUUUUGAAGCCUUCAUCAAUGGAAAAGUGGGCUGGGGUUCCUGGUUUGACCACGUGAAAGGAUGGUGGGAGAUGAAAGACAGAUACCAGAUUCUCUUCCUCUUCUACGAGGACAUAAAGAGAGACCCAAAGCAUGAAAUUCAGAAGGUGAUGCAGUUCAUGGGAAAGAACUUGGAUGAAACAGUUCUAGACAUAAUUGUCCAGGAGACAUCAUUUGAGAAAAUGAAAGAAAAUCCCAUGACGAAUCGGUCUACAAUUCCCAAAUCUAUCCUGGACCAAUCCAUUUCCCCCUUCAUGAGAAAAGGAACUGUGGGGGAUUGGAAAAACCACUUCACUGUGGCCCAGAAUGAGAUAUUUGAUGAAAUCUACAAGAAAAAGAUGGAAGGAACCUCAAUAAACUUCUGCAUGGAACUCUGAGCAGGACGUAAAUAAGGUGAACAGCAAGAACGGCAGAUGCUAUGGUCAUUUGAAGUUUAAUGCUUCACCCACAGCCAAAAGAAUCUCUGAAAGCAUAUUGUAAAUGCAUAUGAUGUAGUAUAAACUGUCUCUGUGAUUAUUAACUAUAUGUCACACCUUCAUUUCUAAAAAAGGAUUGUGUCUAAUGCCUAUUUUGUCAACUAUUCUUUCCAAACUAAGAAAUAAGAUAGUUUAAUAAACUAUGUAAAAUGUAAA